Messenger RNA from Ceratotherium simum simum (southern white rhinoceros), 2258 nucleotides. It is a transcript of the gene EHD2, whose product is annotated as EH domain containing 2. The record is from RefSeq and is a predicted model, not a curated record. Gene Ontology annotation, biological process: endocytosis; endosomal transport. Gene Ontology annotation, cellular component: plasma membrane; cytoplasm. Lineage: Eukaryota; Metazoa; Chordata; Mammalia; Perissodactyla; Rhinocerotidae. Gene Ontology annotation, molecular function: calcium ion binding; GTP binding; protein binding.
CUCCUCCUCUUGCAGGCAGCUCCCCCCUUGCGCAUCUCCCUCAGUGGCGAGCCCAGCGGGCAGCGUGCGGCCACCAUGUUCAGCUGGCUGAAGCGGGGCGGGGCGCGGGGCCAGCAGCCCGAGGCCAUCCGCACGGUGACCUCGGCCCUCAAGGAGCUGUACCGCACCAAGCUGCUGCCUCUGGAGGAACACUACCGCUUCGGGGCCUUCCACUCGCCGGCCCUGGAGGACGCCGACUUUGACGGCAAGCCCAUGGUGCUGGUGGCCGGCCAGUACAGCACGGGCAAGACCAGCUUCAUCCAGUACCUACUGGAGCAGGAGGUGCCCGGCUCCCGCGUGGGGCCCGAGCCCACCACCGACUGCUUCGUGGCCGUCAUGCACGGCGAGACCGAGGGCACCGUGCCCGGCAACGCCCUCGUCGUGGACCCGGACAAGCCCUUCCGCAAACUCAACCCCUUCGGGAACACCUUCCUCAACAGGUUCAUGUGCGCCCAGCUCCCCAAUCAGGUCCUGGAGAGCAUCAGCAUCAUUGACACCCCGGGCAUCCUGUCGGGCGCCAAGCAGAGAGUGAGCCGCGGCUACGACUUCCCGGCCGUGCUGCGCUGGUUCGCGGAGCGCGUGGACCUCAUCAUCCUGCUCUUCGACGCGCACAAGCUGGAAAUCUCCGACGAGUUCUCGGAGGCCAUCGGCGCCCUGCGGGGCCACGAGGACAAGAUCCGCGUGGUGCUCAACAAGGCCGACAUGGUGGAGACGCAGCAGCUGAUGCGCGUCUACGGGGCGCUCAUGUGGGCGCUGGGCAAGGUGGUGGGCACGCCCGAGGUGCUGCGCGUCUACAUCGGCUCCUUCUGGGCCCAGCCGCUCCUCGUGCCCGACAACCGGCGCCUCUUCGAGCUGGAGGAGCAGGACCUCUUCCGCGACAUCCAGGGCCUGCCGCGCCACGCCGCGCUGCGCAAGCUCAACGACCUGGUGAAGAGGGCGCGGCUGGUGCGGGUGCACGCCUACAUCAUCAGCUACCUGAAGAAGGAGAUGCCCUCCGUGUUUGGGAAAGAGAACAAGAAGAAGCAACUCAUUCUUAAGCUGCCCGUCAUCUUCGCGAAGAUCCAGCUGGAGCAUCACAUAUCUCCUGGCGACUUUCCUGACUGCCAGAAGAUGCAGGAGGUGCUGAUGGCUCACGACUUCACCAAGUUCCACUCGCUCAAGCCGAGGCUGCUGGAGGCGCUGGAUGAGAUGCUGACACACGACAUCGCCAAGCUCAUGCCUCUCCUGCGCCAGGAGGAGCUGGAGAGCACCGAGGUGGGCGUGCAGGGCGGCGCCUUCGAGGGCACCCACAUGGGCCCGUUCGUGGAGCGGGGGCCCGACGAGGCCCUGGAGGACGGGGAGGAGGGCUCAGAUGACGAGGCUGAGUGGGUGGUGACCAAGGACAAGUCCAAAUACGACGAGAUCUUCUACAACCUGGCACCGGCCGACGGCAAGCUGAGCGGCACCAAGGCCAAGACCUGGAUGGUGGGGACCAAGCUCCCCAACUCGGUGCUGGGGCGCAUCUGGAAGUUGAGUGACGUCGACCGGGAUGGCAUGCUGGACGACGAGGAGUUCGCCCUGGCCAGCCACCUCAUCGAGGCCAAGCUGGAGGGCCACGGGCUGCCCACCAACCUGCCGCGCCGCCUCGUGCCGCCCUCCAAACGGCGCCACAAGGGCUCCGCCGAGUGAGCCAGCCGCCGCCUGCCGGCCCUCCCUCCCACUCGCCUUGCUGUGGCUCCCCAGCUCCGGUCUGCUGCACGCACACCCCACCCGGCCCACACGCACCCUGCCUGCCCACCCUCCCGGCUGUAAGGACGGGGGUCUCUCUAGCCACCCCCCACGGCCAGACAGUGGGGACCAGGCUUCUCUGCCCGCCUUUCACACCUCCACCUGCACGGACGCUUAGGCACAUCAUGCCGACGCUGACACACACACACACACACACAGGCAUCCAUCCAUCCAUCCAUUCAAGUAUUUAUUGAACACCUACUGUGUUUCGAUGUUCGGGGCUCAUUCUAGGCACUGGGAUUACAGCAGAGAGCACAACAGACACAGAGAUCUGCCCUCACGGAGCUGACGUUCUCAGGAGAGAACAGCUACACAACCACACACACACACACACACACACCCAGCCCUAACCAGUCUGAGCCCCAGUCUGAGCCCCGAUUCUGGGCAGGACCCCUCGCCUCUCCCGUGAGCAGCCACUGGGCUGAAAUGACUGACAGGUCCCCUUGCCCCAC